AGCCGCAUCGACAGUUGGCUGGUUUGGACUAACAGCAGCUAUCGCUAUCUCCACUCGGCUGCUGGUUUCUUUCUUGUGUUGGUGAAAUUUCAUUAAGCCCCGGAAAGGGCUUUCCGAAUGACACAUUUGAUACACGAUUUGAAUGUAAUAGAGAAACUGGUGUCGACUAAGACUAUCUAGCGUCCAUUUUGUGGCGCCGGUCCGAGGCAUUGUAGCUGACGCUAAAGUCUUACCCGGACAAGCGAGAGGGAUUGGUGUCGAGCGUUUUGAGUGCUUUUGGAAAUUCAAUGUGACGCUCGAGCCGUGCGCUAAAAGUGCGAGUGUUGCGUUUUCAUUCCAACGACGCUUUGAAUUUUUAAACGGGUACAAGAACGCACCGUGGAUUUCCUUCGCCAGAAAAUGGACACGGACAAGUUUAACUACGUUUACAGCUGCGACCUGGACAUCAAUGUUCAACUUAAGAUAGGCAGUUUGGAAGGCAAGCGAGAGCAGAAAAGCUACAAAGCCCUGCUGGAGGACCCCAUGCUGCGCUUUUCCGGCCUCUACCAGGACCACUGCUCGGACCUCUACGUCACUUGCCAAGUGUUUGCCGAAGGGAAGCCUCUGGCUCUGCCCGUCCGCACUUCCUACAAGGCCUUCAGCACGCGCUGGAAUUGGAACGAAUGGCUGCGGCUACCCGUCAAGUAUCCAGACCUGCCCCAAAGCGCCCAGGUGGCCCUCACUGUGUGGGACAUCUAUGGACCUGGACGAGCCGUCCCUGUCGGGGGUACUACGGUCACACUGUUUGGCAAAUACGGAAUGUUCCGACAAGGGAUGCACGACCUGAAGGUUUGGCCCGGCGUGGAAGGCGACGGCGCGGAGGCUACCACCACGCCGGGACGCACCGGCAACAAUGUGACCGAGGACCAGAUGGGCAGACUUGCCAAGCUGACAAAGGCCCAUCGGCAGGGCCACAUGGUCAAGGUGGACUGGCUGGACCGCUUGACCUUCAGGGAGAUUGAGAUGAUCAACGAGAGCGAGAAGCGCAGCUCCAAUUUCAUGUACCUCAUGGUGGAGUUUCCCCGAGUGAAAACCAACGACAAAGAAUACAGCAUUGUCUACUAUGAAAAGGAUGGCGACGACGCAGCGCCCACGCUCCCCAGCUGUGAAAUCGUCAAAGUUCCUGACCCGCAGAUGGGGAUGGAGAACCUAGUGGAGAGCAAGCAUCACAAACUGGCCCGCAGCCUCCGCAGCGGACCCUCCGACCAUGACCUGAAGCCCAACGCCGCCACGCGGGACCAGCUCAAUAUCAUCGUGAGCUACCCUCCGACCAAGCAGCUGAGCUCGGAAGAGCAGGACCUGGUGUGGAAGUUCCGAUACUACCUCACCACUCAGGAAAAGGCGCUGACAAAGUUCCUCAAGUGCGUCAACUGGGAUCUGCCCCAGGAGGCUAAGCAGGCCUUGGAGCUGCUUGGCAAAUGGAGGCCUAUGGACGUGGAGGACUCCCUGGAGCUGCUGUCCUCGCAGUUCACCAACCCGACCGUGCGACGCUACGCUGUGGCGCGGCUGCAGCAGGCCGACGACGAGGACCUGCUCAUGUAUCUUCUCCAGCUGGUGCAGGCUCUCAAGUAUGAGAACUUUAGUGACAUCCAAGGAGGCCUGGAGCCAGGGAGCAAGAGAGACGCCCAGGGACUCUCAGAUGACUCCGCGCUGGACAGCUCCCAGAUCCUGACGGCCACAUGUGGAGCCGUCACCACCGCGCAGAAGGGCAAAGAAGGAGCAGACGGCGAGAAUCUCGAGCAAGACCUGUGCACAUUUCUCAUCUCGCGUGCUUGCAAGAACUCGACCUUGGCCAACUACUUGUACUGGUACGUUAUCGUGGAAUGCGAGGACCAGGACACGCAGCAGAGAGACCCCAAGACUCACGAGAUGUACCUAAACGUCAUGAGGCGCUUCAGCCAAGCUUUGCUCAAGGGCGAUAAGAGCGUGAGGGUGAUGCGCUCGCUCCUAGCCACCCAGCAGACCUUUGUGGACCGGCUGGUGCAGUUGAUGAAGGCUGUGCAGAGGGAGAGCGGCAAUCGCAAAAAGAAGACUGAGCGGUUGCAGACGCUUCUGGCCGACAACGAGAAGGUGUACCUCUCGGAAAUCGAGCCAAUCCCACUCCCGCUGGAGCCUCAGAUCCGGAUCAGAGGCAUCGUCCCCGAGACGGCGACGCUCUUUAAGAGCGCGCUAAUGCCCGCCAAGCUGAUCUUCAAAACGGAGGCCGGCACCACCUAUUCGGUCAUCUUCAAACACGGCGACGACCUGAGACAGGAUCAGCUUAUCCUUCAAAUCAUCUCGCUCAUGGAUAAAUUAUUAAGGAAGGAGAACCUGGACCUGAAGUUGACGCCCUACAAAGUGUUAGCCACCAGCACCAAGCAUGGUUUCAUGCAGUUUGUCCAGUCGGUUCCAGUGGCCGAAGUGCUGGCAACGGAAGGCAACAUUCAGAGCUUCUUCAGGAAGCAUGCGCCGAGUGAAAAGGGGCCGUACGGCAUCAGCCCGGAGGUGAUGGACACCUACGUGAAGAGCUGCGCCGGUUACUGCGUCAUCACUUACAUCCUGGGGGUCGGAGACCGACAUCUGGACAAUCUGCUCCUGACCAAGACCGGGAAACUCUUCCAUAUCGACUUUGGCUACAUCCUGGGCCGCGAUCCCAAGCCGCUUCCGCCGCCUAUGAAGCUGAGCAAGGAGAUGGUGGAGGGCAUGGGGGGCAUGCAAAGCGAGCAGUACCAGGAGUUCCGGAAGCAGUGCUACACCGCCUUCCUGCACCUGCGCAGGUACUCCAACCUGAUUCUCAAUCUCUUCUCCCUCAUGGUGGACGCCAAUAUUCCCGACAUUGCCUUGGAGCCCGACAAGACAGUCAAGAAAGUGCAGGACAAGUUCCGGCUGGACCUAUCGGACGAGGAGGCUGUGCAUUACAUGCAGAGUCUGAUCGACGAAAGCGUGGGGGCCCUCUUCGCCGCCGUGGUCGAACAGAUUCACAAGUUUGCUCAAUACUGGCGUAGGUGAGCUGUGGAAUGAGGCCCGGUCCGGAGGACAUGAAGAUGAAAAAGGCCAAGAAAGAAGUGCAAGGACUGUCUGCGCAUUCAUUCAUUCAUCUUCUUCCGAGCCACUUUUCCUCACGAGAUCACUGGCGCCCCCGGAGUCUAUCCCACCUGCCGUAACCCGAGGACACUCUGAACCGGUUGCCAGCCAAUCACAGGGCACACACACAAAGACGGACAAUUUAGAGCGAUCAAUCGGCCUCUCGUGUUAUUGGAACGUGGAGGGGAAAGUGGAGUACCCAGAGAAAACCCACGCAGGCACGGGCAAAACAUGCACUCCACACAAGAAGCCCGGCGCCGGAAUUGAACUCCCAACUUCUGAACUGUGAGGCGGGCGUGCUAACCAGUGCCCUAUAGUGCCACCCAGGACAUACGUUGUCUUUUUGUUUAAUCCUGUAAAUACAAUUUAGUGAGCUAAUAAAUUAAUGACAUGUAUAAGUUGACGUCUAUUGAUUCUAUAAUCAUGUUUUUUUUAUUUUUAUUGAGCAGUGGUCUGGUCGGCACAGCAAAUGAGUUAUCAGAUGUAUAUUUUGCUUGGAUCAAUAAAGGUUAGAUAAUCUGGAGUGUCCCA
Molecule: messenger RNA, 3633 nt
Organism: Syngnathus typhle (broad-nosed pipefish)
Lineage: Eukaryota; Metazoa; Chordata; Actinopteri; Syngnathiformes; Syngnathidae
Gene: pik3c3
Product: phosphatidylinositol 3-kinase, catalytic subunit type 3
Exons: 23
Coding region: 400-3027 (875 amino acids)
Biological process (GO): endocytosis; phosphatidylinositol-mediated signaling; phosphatidylinositol-3-phosphate biosynthetic process
Cellular component (GO): endosome; phosphatidylinositol 3-kinase complex, class III, type II; cytoplasm
Molecular function (GO): 1-phosphatidylinositol-3-kinase activity
Source: RefSeq, a predicted model, not a curated record